AUGGAUCAAAAAGUGGAAGCAGUUUCGAAAGAUCAAAACAACGUUAAUCACGAUACAAGUAGAAAACGUAACAAUAACAACACUAAUAAUAAUAAUAAUAAUAAUAAUAAUAAUAAUAAUAAUAAUAAUAAUCAAAACAUCAAUCACCGUACUGAUAGUAAUAACAAUAACAAUAACAAUCACGAUGAUAACGAAGAACUAUUAAAACAAAAAAUAUUAAAGAAAAUCAAAAUACUACAAUUAUCCAGAAAACUUAAAAGUAACUUGAUAAAAGCUUCAGCGUUUAACAGAAGAAAAGUAAUUGCUGAGGAUGUUAAUAGCAAUUGCAGUAGCAAAGCAAUAGUGCCUAGAAAAGCAGUGUUUAAGAUCAAUAAAACGCCACCUAGAAAAAAAAAGACAAGAACCAUUAGUAGCUCGCCAUUGAAGUCAUGUAUAUAUGUUUAUAAUGAAGAACAUGAUAAAGAAGAAGAUAUAAAUGAUGGAAAGAAAGUGAAUGGAUUUUUACAACAGCUUAAGAAUACAAGGAAUUCAGAUAGUGAAGGUGAAAGAGAAGAGAAAGAUAGAAGUACGAAAGAUGUUGAAGGAGCAGAUUUGUUAAUGUAUUUGGCAGGAAGUCCAUCACCUCGAAAGGAAGUAAGUAGAUCAUCGUCAUCGAUUAUAACGUCUACACCAAUGAGGGAAUUUAGUAGGAGAUCGAGGGCCAGCUCGCCUAGUUUUUAUAUAAAUUUCAGUCCAGUUUCAUUAGAAAAGAAGCCAGGGAAAGUUGGAGAGGAUGAUAGAGAAAGUAAAAGUGAGAAAGAGAAAAACAGGAAAAAAGAAUGA
Ascoidea rubescens DSM 1968 is the source of this 822-nucleotide messenger RNA. RefSeq lists its product as uncharacterized. The transcript has a single exon. The record is from RefSeq and is a predicted model, not a curated record. Bases 1 to 822 code for a protein of 273 amino acids. Lineage: Eukaryota; Fungi; Ascomycota; Saccharomycetes; Ascoideales; Ascoideaceae.